AUGUCUUCGGCUCCUAUAUAUAAUUUCAACCAGGCUGUUUCCGCGGACGCAUUCGAAGUCGAGGAGUUCAGACGUCGGACACGACUGCAUGAGGAGGAGGCUGCCGAGGUCGAGAAGUCGAUCAGCAGUAUAAAACCCUCCCGACGAAUACGGUUGAAGAAAAGUGGCCAGGAGAAGGAAAGUGGACAGGCCUCUGAGGCGGUUGAUGACGAAGGGCCUACUCUGUUGGAUCUCAAGCACCGUCAUCUGGAGAAUCUUCGUAGGGAUCGAGACGAGAUGCAGGACCAGGAUGGUGGUUAUAAGCGUUUCCAGAUGGAAGAGUAUACGAGCGAGGACAGCCAUCUCAAGUCUAAAGGAAAGCUUUCCCAGUAUUACUGCUCCCUGUGUGGCCAGAUGGCCCUGGUGACGGAUUGUCUGUUGGACGAACUGCCCAGGCGCUCGACGGACGGUGCCCUGGCCCUCGAUGAGAACACGCACUUUCAUAAGAAGUAUCUAACACUCGGGGAGCGUGUCUGUCUGGAUCGUGGAAAAGACAAAAUCGAAAUCCAGUACCGUUAUAACUGCAAAAAUAAUCGCUGCGGAAUUCCGAUCGUCUAUCGUACCACCCUGGAGGACACAGGAGAGACUGGUACAUAUCAAGGGCAGCCUCUUGAAAGAGCAAUCGAAAGCCGCAAGAUGCUGGCGGAUUCGCUGCUACCAGUACUGAUGAAGACUGAAGAAGACGAAGAAGUGUCGAAGACUCAUCCCCGUACGAUUGUGAUACCAGUAACAUUUGCCCGUCUCGAUACCAUUGACGCCUUGCUGUUGAACGAGUAUCGUCCAAUGCUCAGUUAG
Perkinsus marinus ATCC 50983 is the source of this 834-nucleotide messenger RNA. RefSeq lists its product as hypothetical. The record is from RefSeq and is a predicted model, not a curated record. The transcript has 10 exons. NCBI's taxonomy places the organism in Eukaryota, Perkinsozoa, Perkinsida, Perkinsidae. The coding region runs from base 1 to 834 and encodes 277 amino acids.